AAAUUGAUUUAUAUAUAUUAUUAUCAAGGUAUGUGCACAGUUAUAGAGAGAUAUAUCAAUCUAUGGCUGAUUACAUGACACGAUUAAAUUGGUUCUGUAACACGUUCUUAUCACGAAUUCCGCUCAUGAGCUUGGCGCCAAAUCGCAAUCGCAAACGCAAUCGCGCCUAGCCACACCUGUGCUACUCCCACACGCCGUUGAAGAACAGGACCAACCGAAGCGAAUCGCAAUCUAAUCAAUCGAUCGCAGGCUAUAUUGAUCACACAAUAGAACUAUUGUUAUCAGCUAGCUGUAUCUUCUAGCCACACAGAAGAGGUCUAUACAGAUAGAGAUAAGAUCAACAGAGACGUUCAGUUAGCGCAGGGCCAGCGAGGCGAUGGUGUCCCAGGAGCAGAAGGUCUAUGGGGAUACGACGCAGCCGCUGCCGCGACGUGACCGGGGCGGCUACUACAACAGGAAGGACAAGAGCGAUCUCGGCGAGAAUUUUGUGGCGCCCGAUGGCGGCUGGGCGUGGCUGGUGUGCGUCGCCGCUGGCGUAUCGAAUCUAUCGCUGUAUCCGUGCCUGCAGCAGUUCGGCUUCAUGUUUCGCGAACGGCUCAUCGAUCUGGGCAUGAGCAGCUCACAGGUGACGGCCAUCAUCAAUACGAAUCCCGCGGUCUCUGCCUGCACGGGCCUGCUCAAUGGGCCCAUGUUCCGGCGCUUCACCUUCCGCCAGGUGGCCAUGGCCGGUGCUCUGCUCUGCUUCACGGGCAUCGUGCUGACCGCCUUCUGUGAGACCUUUGCUGGCUACAUAUUCGCCUAUGCGAUGCUUUACGGCUUCGGCAUGGGCAUCAGCGUGUCGGCCUCCUCGCUGGCCAUCAACACGUACUUUCAGCAGAAGCGCCGACGCGCCGCUGGCUUCUCGUGGACCAUCACCGGCUUGGGACCGAUCUUUCUGCCAUAUCUGGUCACAUUUCUGCUGGGCAUCUACGAUGUCCAGGGCACGGUGCUGAUCUUUGCCGCCAUUGCGCUGCACAGCUUUAUCAGUGCGCUCAUCUACCAGCCGGUGCGCUACCAUGUGCCGCCGGAGGCGUCGGCGAGCGCCGCGGGCGCAGCGCUCAUGCAAGUGGAGCAGCAGCCGGAGAUACUGUGCGCCCAUUGUGCGCUGCAGCGCAAGCGCGAGCCGGGCGGCAUCUUCUCCAGCCAGUAUCUGUAUCAGGAUGACGACGCCCAGCGGCCUGGCUACGAGAUCAUUGAGCCGGGCACGCCCAUGUUGUCGCGGGCGAACGACGGCUGGUAUGGCUCCAAGCUGUCGCUGACCUCGGGGCGUAUGCGCUUUCGCACAGUGUCCAGCUCCAAGGACCUGGAGCAUACGCAGCGCCUGCGCUGUCCCAUCAGCGAGGAGCACCAGCAGCAGGACGAAGAGUUUCUGCGCCCAAACAACUUUCGGCGAGAGCGCGAGGAGUCCAUACUCGAGUCGAAGCUGUGCUGCAGCUGCGCCGAGCAGCGGGCGCUCUACGCGGCCCGGCAAACUGAGCAGCUCGAGUCCAACAACAACAACGAGGCGGAGCUGCCCAAUCCGGCCAAGAUGAGCUGCAUACAGAAGAUCGUCACGUUCUUCGAUUUGGAUCUGCUGCGCGACAUCACCUUUGUGAACCUGGUCGCCGGCCUGACGGUCAUCAAUUUCGGGGAGCUGAACUUUUCGAUUCUAACGCCGUUCAUCUUGACGGACUUUGGCUUCGAUACGCCACAGAUCACGGUGGCCAUGUCACUGAUGGCCGGCAUGGACAUCACCAUGAGAUUUCUGGUGCCGUUCAUCACGGAAAAAAUGCCCUGGGAUAAUCGCGUCUUCUUUCUCAUUGGCGUCGUUGGCAUUGCCAUCGGACGCACCAUCGUGGCCUGCACAAGAUCCUAUGCGGGCAUUCUUGCCUGCUUCGUGUGGAUUGGCCUGUGCAAGGGCGUGCGAACCAUCUUCUGGCCACUGAUCAUACCCGGCUACGUGCCGCUGAAUCGUCUGCCAGGUGCCUCCGGCCUGCAGCUGCUCAUCUCGGGCCUCUUCACGCUCAUCUGCGGUCCCUUCGUGGGUCUUGUGCGAGAUCGCUUCAACUACUCGGUGGCGCUGCACUGCCUAGAUGCGCUAUCAUUUUUGGCCGCUGCUUUGUGGGCUUUUGAGGCGCUGCUGCGACGCCACAGACGCAAGCUGGCCAGUUGAUUAAACUCUUAAAUAUAUGAACACAUUUUUUUUUUAGCAUUAAGCUCUUUUGUAAAUUAAGCACAUUUAUUGUAU
Drosophila hydei is the source of this 2266-nucleotide messenger RNA. RefSeq lists its product as uncharacterized. Gene Ontology annotation, molecular function: monocarboxylic acid transmembrane transporter activity. The record is from RefSeq and is a predicted model, not a curated record. The transcript is spliced from 5 exons. Bases 377 to 2191 code for a protein of 604 amino acids. Gene Ontology annotation, biological process: transmembrane transport; monocarboxylic acid transport. Lineage: Eukaryota; Metazoa; Arthropoda; Insecta; Diptera; Drosophilidae.